Molecule: messenger RNA, 834 nt
Organism: Archocentrus centrarchus (flier cichlid)
Lineage: Eukaryota; Metazoa; Chordata; Actinopteri; Cichliformes; Cichlidae
Gene: llph
Product: LLP homolog, long-term synaptic facilitation factor
Exons: 3
Coding region: 109-492 (127 amino acids)
Biological process (GO): dendrite extension
Cellular component (GO): nucleolus
Molecular function (GO): RNA binding
Source: RefSeq, a predicted model, not a curated record
UCCAAACCACGUGAUCAUUUUUUCCCCCAAGCUUGUAAACACGUGUGGAGAGUAGUGUGUGCGUGUAAAAAAUAUCUAAACAGCAACUUUUUUGUGAACAUCUUUAACAUGGCAAAAAGCCUUCGGAGUAAAUGGAAGAGAAAGAUGCGGGCAGAGAAGAGGAAGAAGAAUGCUCCAAAGGAGUUGAACCGACUGAAAAAAGCUCUGAGCCUGGAUAAUAAAGGAGAAGUUGUCAUGAGCGACAUGCAGGAGAUCGCCACAGUGGUGCCAGCUGAGAAGAUAAAGAAGCAGGCAGACGUUGAGAUGGUGGAGGCAGAGCCUGAUGAUGGGAAGAUGGACAUGGACAGCAAGCGCAACAAGAAAACUCUUCUGGAUGAACAUGGACAGUAUCCGGCAUGGAUGAGCCAACGGCAGGCCAAGAAAAUGAAGACGAAACGAGUGGGAAAGAAAAGCACCAAGGACAAGAAGAAGAAGAAGAACAUUGCCUGGUAAACCACAGCAAACAGGAAGACCAUUACUUUAUCUUAAAGACUCUGGAAGCAGAAACACAGCAUCGUUUCAUGUAGUCUGUUUCACGUGGCCUGAUAAGUGUUGUUUCUUAGUUAAAGCUCAUUCUGUGUGGUGGAUUUGAAGAUUCACGAUUGUGCCACAGAGCCUGAGAUUGUACAAAAGUUCACUGUAGAAAACGGCCUGUUCUUAUGGAACAGCAACCCCAUUCUGAUUUCAGAUCAGGCCUCGAGGACGUAAGAUUUGCGUGCAGUGUGUCUGAUUGUAGAAAUGUGCAUGUGCAUUCUCUGCUCAGUUAAAUGUUUCUAUACUCCCAUUAAAAAAAUA